Drosophila mojavensis is the source of this 5377-nucleotide messenger RNA. RefSeq names its product adenylate cyclase type 3 (gene Ac3). The transcript is spliced from 18 exons. The record is from RefSeq and is a predicted model, not a curated record. Gene Ontology annotation, molecular function: adenylate cyclase activity. Gene Ontology annotation, biological process: cAMP biosynthetic process; adenylate cyclase-activating G protein-coupled receptor signaling pathway; intracellular signal transduction. NCBI's taxonomy places the organism in Eukaryota, Metazoa, Arthropoda, Insecta, Diptera, Drosophilidae. Bases 348 to 3860 code for a protein of 1170 amino acids. Gene Ontology annotation, cellular component: plasma membrane.
CACUUAACAAUCAGUCAAGUUUAUCGUGCGUCUUAGUUUAGUUCGCAGAAAUUAGCUCGCGUGACGCUUGCGACAGAAAAAUAGGUCCGCAGCAGCAGCAGCCGCAGCCGCAGCCGCAGUACCAGCAGCAGCAAGAGCAGGCAGUUAAAAAAAAUUGAAAAACCACAACGAAGCAGCUAAAAAAGCUUCAGCUCCAGAUCCAGCAUAAAUAAGUAAAGAUAAGACGGCUAACUGAAAUGGCCCGACUUGCAUUAUAAAAACCAAAUAAUAAUAAUUAUAAUACAAACAAAUUACAAGUGCGCCGAUCAACGAAAAAUUUGCAAUAGUGCAAUUGCAGACCUCGCAACAUGCCGGAAGAAAAGGCAUCCAAUCUCGAGAAUGGCCAAACAACGGCAGCUUCCACACCCAGUAAAACUAAACGCCAAAGGACACCAACACGUCGACGUCCGCCAAACGAGGGCGAUGUCGUCGCUGGGGGCGUGGGCAUUACCGGCGGUGGUGUGGUCAUCCUACCCCAGCACGUGCUCAACGAACUCUAUCACAACUAUUCCAUUAAGCAGCGACGCAGCGGCCUUAAGUGGUUCCUGUUUGCGGCCGUGCUCUUUAAUCUCUGGACGAUUUGCAUACCCUGGGAGCAGGCGUUUCCCACAAGAGUGGUCAAUUGCAGCAUGCUGUUGGCCUAUUUGGCGCUGACAGCUCUGCUGCACAUUGGACGCCAGUCGGAGCAGCCUGCCCUGAGACGCUUCCAUCACUCGCUGUUGACAGUUGUACCGCGAGCCUUAUGGUUCCUCUCGAUGCUUCAUUUCGCCGCCUAUGUGAUGCUGCAGGCCAGCUUCUCGCCGCGAGAUGUUCUUGGCUGGGCGAUUCUCUUGAACUUCCUAAUAUAUGUGACAUUGCCAUUGCCGUUGAUUUUCCUGGGCCUGGUAAUUGGCUUUUGCACGUACUUCAAUUGCUUGAGUCUACCCGUUGGCUUCUCACGUCCAGAUCCCUUAAUCUCAGAUCAGGCGGCGGCUAAUGCCGUUUUAAUAGCCACCGCAGCGUUAAUUGGACUAUUAUAUUACUUUAUGGGCGAGGCGAAGCAGAAACGCGCCUUCCUGGAGGCAAAAAAGAGUCUGGAGGUGAAGACGGUCAUAGAGGAGCAGUCGGCAGAACAGGAACGUUUGCUGCUAUCCGUACUGCCCAAGCAUGUGGCUAUCAAGAUGCGCGAAGACUUGGGCUCAUCUAGUUCAGAGGCCUUCAAAAAGAUCUAUAUGAGUCGACAUGAGAAUGUGAGCAUACUGUAUGCGGAUAUUGUCGGCUUUACCGCCAUCUCCUCGACGUAUAGCGCCCAAGAUCUGGUAAAAAUGCUAAACGAGCUCUUCGCACGCUUCGAUAGGCUCGCCGAGAAGUACCAACAACUGCGCAUUAAAAUUCUCGGCGAUUGCUAUUAUUGCAUUAGUGGAGCGCCCGAUGAGCGGCCGGAUCAUGCCGUGCUCUGUGUUCACAUGGGACUUUCCAUGGUUAAGGCCAUCAAAUAUGUGCAGCAAAAGGCAAACUCACCUGUUGAUAUGCGUGUGGGCAUACACACAGGUGCUGUCCUGGCCGGGAUACUGGGCCAGCGUCAAUGGCAGUUUGACGUUUACUCCAAGGACGUUGAGCUGGCUAAUAAAAUGGAGUCCAGUGGCAAAGCCGGACGUGUACACAUUUCCGACAAAACAUUGGCCUUUCUCAAUGGCGAAUUCGAGGUGGAGCCGGCCUUUGGCGAGAAGCGGGAGGAGCUGCUGCGCAUAGCUGGCCUGAAGACAUAUUUCAUUACGAAAGUGGUUAAACCGUUUGCCUCGCCCUGCGGCAAGAAAAUUAACGAAUCGAAGUCAGAGAAUACCAAUCAUAGUCCCGACUCGAAUCCCAGCAGCAACAGCAGCAAUGAGAGCAACGAAUGUGCUGGUGAUGACAACGAUGCCACAGUCGAUGAUGAGGAGCUCUUAGCACAAAGUGUCGUCAUCAAUGGACACAAUCCCACAGCCGCCGAGGAUGAGGAGGAGCAAAUAAAGCUGGAGAAUUUCAAGCAACGUUUAAAAGAUGAGCUGGUCACACGCGACGGGCAUGAAAAUCUCACCAAGGACACGAACAUCUUUUUGCGCUUCAAGAAUCCGCAACUGGAGCAGGCCUAUGCCGUCUAUCGGGAGCCAUACAGCUCGCUGCCCUUGCUGGCCGCCCUGCUGGUCCAGUGCAUCGAUGUUUUAUAUUCAUAUUUGGUGUUGCCGCGCUCAACGCUGCAUUUCAUUAACAUUGCCGCGCCGCUGGUGCCCAUUGCCAUGCUGGUGGCGAUUAGCAUUGCCGAAAGCUUUAGCGGCAUGCUGCCCAAGUUCUUUGUGGAUGUGAGCAAGCGUUUCAAUGACAUUACCUUCGUUCGGGAGCUGGCGGCCAUAAUUAUAGCACUUACCAUUGGCCUCAGCAAUGUCAUCGACAUGUUUUUCUUUGUCACCUUCGUGCGCACCGAGCACAUUGUUAGCGAGAGUGAAUUCAAUGCCACGGGCGGCUUAGAGGAGGUGGCCACCGCCGAGCACCUGCUGCCUGAAUCGUUUGUGGAACAGAUGCGUGAAGCGGUGCCCACCGAGCGUGUCUUAUAUCCGUCCUAUUUGAGCAACUUCAGUGUCCUCAUACUUAUCGCCAUUGCUGUAAUUGCACAGCUCACGCACUUGACCAAAAUCCUGUUGCUCCUGUCCAUUGCAGCCCUGCAUUGUUAUUUCAAUGUGUGCAUUAUGCAGGAUUUGUACAUUCUGGAGGAUGAUCUAGCACACCAACCUCUUAUAUCAACGCGUUAUUGUGCCUCAGGUCUGCUCCUUGUGGCGGCAUUGUCACUCAGCUUUUUGGCAAGACAUAUGGACCACGAGGAUCGUGUUAUAUUCAAAUGGAAAACUGAGGUGGCCGAGCAGAAGGAAACCGCCAACGAUAUGCGUCAGCGCAACGAGGCUUUGGUCUAUAAUGUGCUGCCCGUGCAUGUGGCCGAGCAUUUUAUGAAGAACACAAAGCGCUCCCACGACGAUCUCUACUCGCAGAGCUAUGCCGAGGUGGGCGUGCUCUUCGCCAGCAUGCCAAAUUUUUCAGAUUUCUAUUCGGAGGAGACCGUUAACAAUCAGGGCCUGGAAUGCUUGCGUUUUCUGAAUGAGGUCAUUUCCGAUUUCGAUGCGCUAUUGGAACUGCCACAGUUUCAGGACAUCAUUAAGAUAAAGACAAUUGGAUCAACUUAUAUGGCAGCCAGUGGCAUUAAUUUGCAGCGCAAUUUACGCACUGAUGCGCCCAUUACCGAACGCUGGUCCCACUUGGCGGUUCUGGUGGAAUUCGCCCUGGAGCUGAAACAUGCGCUGCAGGGCAUCAAUGAGCAAUCAUUCAAUCAUUUUGUACUCAAAAUGGGCAUCAAUCAUGGACCGAUAACGGCGGGCGUGAUUGGCGCCCGGAAGCCACACUAUGAUAUCUGGGGGAAUACGGUGAAUGUGGCCUCGAGAAUGGAGAGCACCGGUAAAGCGGGUGCCGUGCAGGUCACCGAGGAGACCUGUAACAUAUUGCAGCAAUUCGGAUAUACGUUUCAGCAGCGUGGCCUGGUGGCUGUAAAGGGCAAGGGCCAGCUGAUGACCUACUAUUUGCAGGGUAAAACUGAGAGCAGCGCUGCGGAGGCAAAGGCAGCCGUUGAGCUGCAUGAGAAAGAGACGGCGGCCACUGCAGCUCCAGUGUCAGUUAGUUUGGAGUGCAGCACUGAGCUGGAAGCGGACAUAAAGACACCACUGCUGAAGCUCAAGGCACAGGAUGCAGCAACGGAAGCCGCGGCAGAAUCAUGUCUAAGCAACGGAACCGUUGGGGAAUCUCAAUCCCUGUUGGAGUGAAUUGCGAAUGUAUUACAAUUAACAUAUUCAAAAUGUGUAUGGAUGUGUGUGCGUGUGUGUAUGUGUGUUAGAGUGUGUGAGUGUGCGUGUGCUUGUGCAAGCGUGAACAUAUAGUUAACUGUUAUACAACUGUUAUACUUGCUACAUUUGGUUUGCCUAUAUUCGUGUGAUAUUCUCUGCUACGUGAACAACUUUGAAACAAACAAAACAAAUGAAAAGAAGCAUAAGAAAAUUUAUACUCUUUAGUUGUAACUGGUCUUCGCUUUUGAAAAGUUUGUAAACUGUGUACCUUAAACAUUUAUAACUAUAACUUAAGUAUUCAAAUUUAUUGUGAGUGUUUUGUUUUAAACAAAUUGUUAUUUCAUUUACAAAUUAUAUAGUAGAAAAGAAACUGUAACAUAAUAAAUUAUUUGCUUAACAACAUUAGUCGAUGUGUAGUUCAAAAAUAUUAAGAAUCCAGAACAUCAAUUUAUUAUUAUAAACUCUAGCUUUAGGAACUUAAAUUAAAUUAUACAUAUAUAUAUAGAUAUAUAUAUAUACCUUUCGCAAAAGGAAAACCCCAAACAAAGUACUUCUCGAUGUGAAUGUGCUUGAAAUGUAACUAUAUAAUAAUACAUAUUAAUACAAAAACAAACAAACGCAAAUACAUAAAUAAUGCAUAUGUGUAGACUAAGUCGAGAUAAUUAAAUUGAGAAUCCGUAUCCCACCACACAACAAAAAAUGCAACCCACAAGCAAGUCCAAAAACGAAACAGUUAAACAAAUUGUAUGUACUAUAAUUUUGCUAAAUAAUUAUAAACUAUUAGUGAAUAUAUAGCAUUAAAUAAUGCCCCAACCUAGUGGAAGAAAAUAGUAGGCAAAUAAUUUGAAGAAUUCGGCAUGCAUAUUACACAAAAUAAUUACUAUUCUUAUGGAAACAUAGAUAAAUAAUAACAUAUACAUGUGCAUAUAUCUAGUCUACAUAUACAUUAGCAUGUCUACAUAGAGAAAGCGUCGCAUGUUUACUAGAGAACUUCAACGAAUUAGUCAAGAAACAAACUACGAACGAACUUACAUAGCAAGAUAAACUCACUGAAAAUUACAUCAAUAUAUUAAAACAAGAAAAUUCUGAAGACAAACGAAUGGCAAAUCCAGUUAAUAAGCAUUUUUGUCCAUUGGUUUCGUUAGCCUGACCUAAAUCGUUUUGUUAUUAAUGGCUUAAAGCAUGACAAUCAACGAAAAAAUGUGUAAGUUAAAAGCAUGACGAUGAUUGUUUAAAUAUCAAACCAAAGUCGCCAAAACCAUCUAAAUUGAUUUUUUUUUGUUAUCAAAUAUUUGAGAAUUACAUAAAAAAUUAAUAAAAAAUAAAUCCAUUAGUAAAUGUUUAAGUGUUGUGUUUUAAGCUAUUAACAUAAAAUCUAACAAUGCUCUUUUAUAUAGUUUCAAUGAAAAAAAAAAAAAAAAAAAAACAACAUAAAACAAUAAAUCUGCAAAUUAUAGGACAAAAUCAAAAGCCUAAUAAAUCUACAUAAAUAUACA